UCUUUAUAUGUAUCUUACGCAAAGUUUUCUCGCGGUGAAUUUCGCCAAUUGUAGAUAUAUAAACGAUUGGAGAAAUUUCCUCAGUGAAUAUGUCGAAUUCGUGGUAAAUGAGGUCUUCAUAAUGUCAAAAUCAAAGGGAGACGAAAAUCUAAGCUAUAGCGAAUUUCUGGAAGAGAGCAAGAAAUACUUCUAUCAGAACUUCUUCUUGAACAGUAAUAAGCAUACUGUUGGCAUCGCAGAUUUUGAAUUGAUUUGUAAACUAGGCUCUGGGGCAUUUGGCAAUGUUGUCCUGUCACGGUACACCCCCAAAAACACAUACCACGCGAUUAAAAUCUUAAAGAAGGCGCAUAUUAUUAAAUCUAAGCAGUUGGAACAUACGAAAAACGAAAAGAGAAUUUUGCUCAUCUGCAAACAUCCGAAUCUUAUGAAAAUGGACUACUUUGCCAUAGAUAAGGCAAACUUGUAUUUUAUUUUACCAUUUUUAAACGGGGGCGAUUUAUAUGUAACUUUCAACCGAAUGAGAAGAUUUGAAGAAAAGGUCACCAAAUUUUUUGCCGCUCAAGUAUUUUUAGGAUUAGAAUAUUUGCAUUAUUUGAAUAUUGUGUACAGGGAUUUAAAACCAGAAAAUAUUAUGUUAGAUAACACUGGAUAUGCAAAGAUAACCGAUUUUGGAUUUUGCAAGGUAUUGAGUAAAGGUCGAACGUACACAAUUUGCGGCACACCUGAAUACAUCGCCCCAGAGUUGGUAAUAAUGAAGGGUUACUCUCACACGGCAGAUUGGUGGUCGUUUGGUAUUCUACUCUUUGAACUGACCGCGGGCGUUGUUCCAUUUAAAGAUAACGGUGAUCAUGUUCGGUUAUACAAUUCCAUCGUUCUCGGCAAAUUUAAAAUGCCGUCGACAUUUAGCAAAGAACUGAAGGAUUUGAUUAAUAGGCUUUUGCAAGUGGAUACAACCAAACGAAUCGGUUGCUUGCGACGAGGCUCGGCGGAUAUAAAAGAACAUGACUGGUUCGCGGAUGUGCCCUGGGUCCACAUUUUUAACAAAAAGGUUGUACCUCCUGUCAAGCCAGUCGUCAAAGAUCCGAACGAAAAAGAGGCCGAAAAUAUGAAACUAUCAGCCGAACCGGAGACAGAUCGCUUUGAAAAAGAAUUUCAAGACUUUUAAUUAAACAUAUGUGCUUGUUGA
Messenger RNA from Dalotia coriaria, 1186 nucleotides. RefSeq names its product cAMP-dependent protein kinase catalytic subunit 1-like. Gene Ontology annotation, cellular component: nucleus. Bases 8 to 1165 code for a protein of 385 amino acids. Gene Ontology annotation, biological process: protein phosphorylation. The record is from RefSeq and is a predicted model, not a curated record. Gene Ontology annotation, molecular function: ATP binding; protein serine/threonine kinase activity. NCBI's taxonomy places the organism in Eukaryota, Metazoa, Arthropoda, Insecta, Coleoptera, Staphylinidae. The transcript has 5 exons.